This is a messenger RNA of Anopheles merus, 1983 nucleotides long. RefSeq names its product spermine oxidase-like. Gene Ontology annotation, molecular function: polyamine oxidase activity. The record is from RefSeq and is a predicted model, not a curated record. The coding region runs from base 322 to 1833 and encodes 503 amino acids. NCBI's taxonomy places the organism in Eukaryota, Metazoa, Arthropoda, Insecta, Diptera, Culicidae. The transcript has 3 exons.
UUAAUCAGCACGAUCAGUCGCUCGUAGAAGAUGAUCCUCAGCAGAGUGAAGCUCAUCUAAUAUGUGUGUUUAGGUGUUUUGCUGUUGUUUGAAAUAGUUUCGAGUGACAAAAUAUAUUUCUAUAUUCCUAAAAGUCCUAAAUGCGAACAAUUAGAAUAAUUAUAAAGUAUAAAGCCAAACACGUGUAGAAAACUAUACUUAUUCUACAACUCAUUGUACAACUCAUUGGUAAAAAACUGGCACUUCGCACUUGACAUUGCUUAUCUGACCCACCGACCACAACCAGCCCGAAAAGUGCAACAAAAAAAGCCCAACUUCAUAAUGAAGUACCAUCCAAAAUUCCGCCCUUUCAUCGUGUGUUUGCUGACAACUAUUAGCUUAGUUAAUGGUGCGAGGAAUCCACGAGUGGUCGUAAUUGGUGCCGGCGCAGCAGGUCUCGCAACUGCCAGCCGCCUCUAUCAAGCUGGAAUAACGAACGUCACAAUACUGGAAGCAUCACAGCGUGUUGGUGGCCGCAUCCGCACGACUCCAUUCGGUGCUGGAAUCGUAGAGCUCGGGGCCCAGUGGUGCCACGGAGAGAAGGGUAAUGUCGUGUACGAGCUGGCAUCCGCUUAUCCCGACCUGCUCAAAGCUUCCAUCAUCGCAGACGACGCUUCGCUGAUACAGUCGAAUAGUGUGCGAAUCGAUGACGAACUUGUCGAAAAAUUAUCAUCACUGGCCGAGCAGAUCAGCGAGUCGGAAGACCGCAUGUCGUACGCGGGCAGCCUAGGUGACUUCUUCACCGAAACAUACUGGCAGCGAUUGCAAACAGAUGCUGGCUUUAGCGAUGUGAGCCACGAAUUGGCGGAACAGUUCCUGGUGUACUACCACAACAGAGAGCGAGGGGACUCAGCAUACGAUUCCUGGUACGAUGUAGCUGCAAACGAAACAGACAGCUAUCAGGAAACGGAAGGCAAUCAGGCGCUCGCAUGGAACAGUAGGACAGGAUACUCCACCAUACUUGAUAUUGUGUCGGGAAAUUACCCGGUAACAGCAAACAGCACAAAUCCAACAAAAGUACCAUUAAGUGAGCUCAUUGUUUUUGGAAAAUAUGUUUCUAAUAUACAGUGGGAUGGAGUGAAUACAAAUAACGUCCUCAUUACCACCGAAGAUGGCUCUCAGUACGAAGCCGACCAUAUUGUUGUGACCGUGUCGUUGGGUGUUCUAAAGGAAAACUCAGCCACAAUGUUCACACCGGCACUACCCACCGUCAAUCAGCAGGCCAUCGAGGGACUUAAUUUUGGAACGGUUAACAAAAUAUUUACCCUGUACAGUGCCCCUCUCCCAGAAGGAAUGGCCAACAGCGUAUUUCUUCUUUGGCACAAACCCGAUCUCGAUGCCUUAAGGCGUUCCAAGUACGCAUGGGCUGAAGCGGUGGCAGCCUUUUUCCGCGUAGAUCAUCAACCGAACGUGCUGGGUGCUUGGUUAAAUGGAAUCGAGGGACGACAAGCGGAACUACUGCCGGAAGAAGUCGUCCAGGAAGGUUUAGCACAUCUGCUGGAAAUUUUCUUACCAAAGCUUAACUUUAGCCAUGUGCAAAGCAUGAUCAGAUCAAAAUGGUCAUCCGAUCGACUCUUCCGCGGAUCUUACUCUAGUCGAUCAACAUUGACCGAAACGUUAGGCACUGGUGCGCAAAAUCUUGGCUCCUAUUUGACAAACAAGAAUGGAACCCCGGUGGUGAUGUUUGCCGGAGAAGCGACAAAUCGUUUACACUUUUCCACGGUUCACGGGGCAAUAGAGAGUGGUUAUCGUGAAGCAGAUCGUGUACUCGAUCUAUACAACGGAAGCCAUUGAAGAGCUCUCAUUUACAAGUAUGUGGUUUUAAUCAGAAUUGAUCAAUUACAUUUAGAUCACUUUCAACCGACAAGAUAAACUAUCGUUUCAAUGAAUAAAAUCAUGUACUUGUACUGCUUAAACGAAAACUGAACUAAAAUUUAUCACUUG